Puntigrus tetrazona (Sumatra barb) is the source of this 2459-nucleotide messenger RNA. RefSeq names its product leucine rich adaptor protein 1-like. The record is from RefSeq and is a predicted model, not a curated record. Gene Ontology annotation, biological process: positive regulation of canonical NF-kappaB signal transduction. Lineage: Eukaryota; Metazoa; Chordata; Actinopteri; Cypriniformes; Cyprinidae. The coding region runs from base 210 to 707 and encodes 165 amino acids. The transcript has 2 exons.
UAACGCGGGAAGAGCGUGUCUGCGCACGCGCCGCCCGGUGAUGACGAGCAGGAGGGCGGGUGUCACCUGUGCGUGCGCGCGCCCAGUACGUCAGAUCCGAGGGCACGGUUCAGACCCGAGGAGCACCGAGGAACGGCGUACUCCCGCGAUUCAGAGCCGCAGAAGAUCCGGGGUUCUGACGUCAUGCUCCGGUCGGUUCCGGAUUAUUGAUGAGGAUGAUGAUGGAGGAUCUGCCGGAUUUCAGAGACGUGGAGAACAAACUGGGUCGGAAAGUUCCGGAGAGUUUGAUUCGUUCGUUCGCGGGCGAGCCGUUCAGAGGCUCGGAAAGCCUCGAGAGAAGCGCUGAUCUGCAGACGCUCCACAACAAAAUCAGCUUUUUACGACAACAGAUGGCUCAUCUGCGCUCCAUCGACGUCAAACUGAUGCAGCAGCUGCUGUCCAUCAACGACGGCAUCGAGUCGGUCCGCUGGGUGCUGGAGGAGCGCGGGGGCGGGGCCAGCCGCGAGGGCAGCGUGACGGACAGCUUGGGCAGCCUAUCGGAGGAGGAGGCGGAGUCUGAGCGCGGCUCCUGCAGCGACGAGCUGGACGGGAUCUCGCUGGGCAGUUAUCUGGACACGCUCGGGGACGAGGAGCCCGACGCCCAGGAGACGCCCGGCAAACCUCCGCGGCCUCGCGUCCAGACCGACGAGUACUACUGCUUCGGAUAGCGCCGAUUACAGACCUGACUGAUUUAGACCACACUUUUAAUUUUUUAUCUGCGAGUAAUCGAUGUUUGGGUUUUGAUUUUCUAAAGGAUUCUUAAGAGAAAGCCUUCAAAAACCCAAGCGAUCCUCAAAGCGAGAGAAACUGUUCACCUUUUGUCUUAAAUGUUUGAUUCCGGCUCUAGCGGAUGCGCAGGAUCUGUUGGCUGCGUUCACACUCGCUUUGAAAACUGAAUUCAGUCCGGUUCAGUGUGAAAGAGCAUGACGUCAAUCUACAUUCUCCAGGAGCAUCUCCUGAAAUAAUCUCUAGUGGAAUAGCGUUAUAUCCGUGCGUCUUUAAAAUGUUUUUACACGUCAAGGCCGUGAAAGAUCUUAAAUCAGGAAAUUCAUCUUCAUUCACAAAGGCAUGCCAUUAAAUGUUGCAUGCACUAGAAAAAAAGAAAAUCGUUCUCGCUUGUUUUCUAGAACAAGUAUCUAAACGUCACUGAAUCAAGAUACAGUUAUUGCACAUGCAGAAACUGAGUCUGUUAAUCCAGAUUCAUUAAAAACUGAUGUGAUUUUAUUAAGGUGUGUAUGUGUAUAUAUAUAUAUAUAUAUAUAUAUAUAUAUAUAUAUAUAUAUAUAUAUAUUUCAAUUGAAUUUAAUGUCAUUUUGAUUACAGAAAUUAUGGAGAUAUUUCAAAUUUUAAAGCAUUUCAAAAGUCUUAAAUGAUGAUUGAACCCUGCAGGAAAGCCUGAACAAGCUCGAGCUCGUUUGUGGAUUGAUUUCUUUAGCUCACCCUCAUCAUCAGAGAAGAAACGCCAUCCCAGCUGUUUUUCGUAUUUGGACUAAAGUCGAAUUGACUUCAUUAAAUAACUGGUGUUUGAUUAAUGUGCGGAUCAUGAAUGUUCACCAUAAAAGCAGGAGGGAGGGAUUUUAACGAUAACGAUAUAAUCAUGGCGAUAUCUUUGUCAGGAGUUCAUCCGCUAUCCCUAUAAAGCAGGGUGGAUUCUGAUUGGCUGUCAAGUUUAACAACUGAAUAAAUAAUUAUGCCGAAAUCCCCAACAGGUGUUCAAAGAGCCGCACACUCCCUUUUUAAUCACGAUCACUGAUAUAACGCUGAAAUCCACUCCGCCUGAUUCGUUUCUGAUUCGACAAGAUGGCGGACUCUGUGUUAUGAUUGGUCGGAAUGACUGUCAAUCAAUGUCAGACUGAAAGAAACACGUGCCUGUUUUAACGCUGAUGUUAUGAUCUGAAGCACUGAUCGUGAACGCGGCCGAUACGUCAGUCUGCCCCACGUGCUGAUGCUAACGCUAAUCGGUGCUCCGUUAACGUGUGGACUGACGGGAUUCAGUCGUUCUGUGACGAUUCGAGCGCUUUUGCGUUGAAGUGCAAUUCCUGCUCAUGCCAAAGCUAGUUCGCGUCUCUUUAUUUGCACGCGUUUAACUCGUUCAGGUUCGACUCUUCACUGCAGUAAUGAGAUUGUUCGUACUUGAAUCCUCGACUUUUUCCAGUUAACUCUGUUUUGGACUGUAAUGUCACGGCAGGUUAUCGUGUGUCCCGCUGUUUUGAAAUGUAGUUGUUUGUGCUGCUAUUUGAUUCGUUUCUUUUUGUGUGCUUGAUUUGACCGAAUGCACCUAACUUAUGAUGUUCGUUUUCAACUUUGUUUUUGGGGAAAUUUCAUAAUACAUUGAUUUAUUUUGUCUGUCUAUGUUUUUGAAGCACGUAAAAGUCUUUUAAUGAAAUGUUUGAAUGUAAAAUAAAAUAAAUGCAAAAUGA